AUGGACUGCGAAGACGAAAACCUGGCGCCGAAGAGACGAAAGCCCGGAACCGUUUACUGUUGUGUUGUUAACUGUCACAACAAUGUUGACAGCGCGAAGCGCGUGGACACGCCGAUAACGUUCCAUUCGUUUCCCGGCAAAUGGUACGAGACGGCGCGGAGAGAAGCCUGGAUAACGGCAGUUCGUCGCAAGGAUCCGGACGGUUCGCCUUGGCAACCGACGAAGAAGACGAGAAUCUGCAGCGCGCACUUCGUUGACAACUGCGUCAGUAAUAUCGAGGGCCAUCCUUCCUAUGUGCCAACGAUUUUCCCGCCAGUGUACCGGAAGAAAGCCCCCGAUGCGGGAAGACACAAAAGGUGGAUGCAACGGAAACACAAUGCGGUGCACAGUCUGCAAAAAACCUGUCAAGGCAUGUUAACAACAGACACACCGGAGCCCUCUGCCCUGCCCGAUGAGCAUGACCAAGAACGGAGCGAGGACGAACAGCUCGACAUACUAGCAGAUAUUGCUUCAGCUGCCCCAAGGCUACCGACAUACAGAGAUGUGGGUACAGAAACUGAAAGCUCGUCCCAUGCUGGCUCACUUAAGAUGAUGUUGUCCGUAACUGACGGGGUGAAUGCCAUGUGCCAGGUCAACCACUUCGACCACGUUGAACAAGUUGAACAAUCUUGUACUGAGCAAUCAUGGAGGAGACAAUGUGGAUUUCAAGGUUUCGCUACUCUGCAGAAGUCUGAGCAAGCUCUCCAAGACCUGUGUAAUGUGACCCUGGCCGUGUUCACAGUUCUCCUCAAUCUUCUUCCAGAGCAACGGUACCGGUCAUCUGACGUCACUCGUGAGGACAGACUUGUGCUGUUCUUGAUGAAGCUUAAGUUAGGAGUAAGCCUCAGAGCCUUUGCAACAUUAUUCGGGAUCUCAAGAUCGACUGCAAGCCGCGUGUUUCAUGUAACACUUGACUAUCUUUCUGUUAAGCUACAGGAUUGGGUGUUUGUACCUCCACGCCAUUGCAUACGAGAAGCAAUGCCUGAAUGUUUCAAGCGCCAGUAUCCUGACUGUACCUUUGUCAUAGAUUGUACCGAGGUCAGGACAGAAGCACCUUCACAGCCAGAGCAGCAGCACGAGCUGUACUCGCACUACAAAGGAACGUAUACGCUCAAGUGGCUCGUAGCCAUAACCCCAGAUGGAAUGGUGGCAUUUAUUUCACCUGCAUAUGGUGGGAGGUGUUCAGACUCUGAAAUUACACGUCACUCUGGUUUCUUGACACUUCUCAAGCCUAAUGAUGUUGUAUUAAGCGACAAGGGGUUCCCCUCUAUAAGGACAAGUGUGUCUGACCAAGGUGCUGUGCUCGUCAUGCCACCUUUUAAUCUUGGGGGAGGGCAGUUAUCAGUUGGAGACAUGACAGCUACAUUUGCUAUUGCUCAAGUAAGGAUCCACGUCGAGAGGGCAAUUCAGAGGCUCAAGCAGUUCAAUAUUCUUAAUAACCGUGUGCCACUUUCUCUCAUACCAGAGAUGUCGAAAGUAAUGCGUGUGUGCAGUGCACUUGUCAACCUACAAACUCCCAUAAUAAGAUCCUAGGAUACUGCUAUGCUGUAUGAGAGAUGAACUUUAAUGUCCUUGAAGGUACUAUGUAAUUACCAUUAACAUGUUAUUAUCUUAGACUCAUUAGUGUUUGUAGAAUGAUGUGAUCCGUUGUCCAUGUUCAUGCACAGCAAUAAACAAUAUAUUUA
Molecule: messenger RNA, 1724 nt
Organism: Ornithodoros turicata
Lineage: Eukaryota; Metazoa; Arthropoda; Arachnida; Ixodida; Argasidae
Exons: 5
Coding region: 1-1572 (523 amino acids)
Source: RefSeq, a predicted model, not a curated record